AUGAGCCAGGCCAGGCCUCGCUAUGCCAUUGAGCGUCCUGCCUACUCCGUCAGCCUCUUCGACGAGGAGUUUGAGAAGAAAACCAGAACUUAUCCCGUCGGGGAGAAACUGAGAAACCUUUUCAGAUGUUCAGCCUCCAGGUUCAAGCUCACCCUCUUCUGCCUGUUCCCAAUACUGGCCUGGCUUCCCAAGUACAAAAUCAAGGAUUACAUCCUGCCCGAUGUGCUCGGCGGGCUCAGCGCGGGGACAAUCCAAGUGCCACAAGGGAUGGCCUUCGCCCUCCUGGCCAAUCUGCCUCCUGUCAACGGGCUCUACUCCUCCUUCUUCCCCCUGCUCCCCUACUUCUUCCUUGGGGGCAUCCAUCAGAUGGUGCCAGGGACUUUUGCUGUCAUCAGCAUCAUUGUUGGCAACGUCUGCAACGAGCUGGCCCCGGAGUCGGACUUCCAGUACUUCAACCACACCACCAACGAGACCAGUGUCAACACCAGGGCCCUGGAGGCGGCCAGGCUGGAGAUCUCAGCCACCCUGGCCUGCCUGACAGCCGUCAUACAGCUGUGCCUGGGCUUCCUGCAGUUCGGCUUCGUGGCCAUCUACCUGUCCGAGUCCUUCAUCAGGGGCUUCAUGACGGCGGCGGGGCUGCAGAUCCUCAUCUCCGUGCUCAAGUACGUCUUCGGCUUGACGGUCCCGUCUUACACCGGGCCCUUAGCUAUCGUCUACACAUUCAUUGACAUCUGUAAAGGUCUGCCCCAAACCAACCUGGCCUCCCUGGUCUACGCCUUGGCCAGUGCUGUGCUCCUGAUCGUUGUCAAGGAGCUCAACCUCAAGUACAUGAAGAAGAUCCGGAUGCCCAUCCCGAUGGAGAUCAUCAUCGUGAUCGUUGCCACCGCGGUCUCCGGCAGCUUCAACAUGCCCGACAAGUACGGGAUGCCAAUAGUGGGGAAGAUCAGCAUGGGGUUCCCAGAGCCCACGCUGCCCCUGGUGAGCAAGUGGAAGGACAUGGUGGGCACGGCUUUCUCGCUGGCCAUCGUGGGCUACGUGAUCAACCUGGCCAUGGGGAGGACCCUGGCAGCCAAGCACGGCUACGACGUGGACCCCAACCAGGAAAUGCUGGCCCUGGGCUGCAGCAACUUCUUUGGAUCCUUCUUCAAAAUCCACGUGAUCUGCUGUGCUCUCUCUGUCACCCUUGCCGUGGAUGGGGCAGGAGCGAAAUCCCAAGUGGCAAGUUUCUUUGUGGCUCUGGUGGUCAUGGUGACGAUGCUGUCCCUGGGAAUCUACCUGGAGCCUCUUCCAAAGUCUGUGCUGGGAGCCCUCAUCGCCGUGAACCUGAAAAACUCCCUCAAGCAGCUGGCUGACCCCUUCUACCUGUGGAAGAAGAGCAAGCUGGACUGUCUGGUCUGGCUCGUGAGUUUCCUCUCCGCUUUCUUCCUGAGCCUCCCCUACGGCGUGGCGGUGGGCGUGGGAUUCUCCGUGCUCGUUGUGGUUUUCCACACCCAGUUCCGCAACGGCUCUGCCCUGGGCCAGGUGACUUCCACCGACAUCUACAAGAACCCCAAAACCUACAACAAGGUCCAUGAAAUUAAUGGGAUUAAAAUCGUCACCUACUGCUCGCCACUGUAUUUCGCCAACUCAGAGAUAUUCCGGGAGAAAAUUAUAGCCAAGACAGGGGUGGAUCCUGGCAAGGUGUACUUGGCCAGGAGGAAGUUUGUGAAACAGCAGGCAAAGGGCACAGCACAACCACCAGCGAAGCUCCCGAAAUUCCUGCUGAAGGAGAGCAAGACCUUGUCUUUGCAAGAGCUCCAGAAGGACUUUGAGAGCGCCUCUCCAACAGACACCAACAACAACCAGACCACUGCUAACGGUGCCAGCAUCUCCUACAUCACAUUCCACCCUCCUGCCCAGGGGGCUGGGCUGGGGCAGGGCCCCGGGGAGCUGGGCAGCAGCAGCAGCCUGCAGGGCAGCACCUUCACCGACCCUGUGCUGACAGCACCGCCCUACAUCAGCUUCCACACCAUCAUCCUAGACAUGAGCGGGGUGUGUUUCGUGGACCUGAUGGGCACAAAAGCGCUCAGCAAGUUGUGUUCCAGUUACCAGAAGAUUGGGAUUAAAGUCUUCUUGGCAAACGUGCAUGCCCAGGUGUACAACGACAUCAGCACAGGGGGAGUCUUUGAGGAAGGAGGCCUGGACCGAAGUCACAUCUUCCUGACCAUCCACGAUGCUGUUUUGUUUGCACUGGCCAGCAUCAGAGAAUUUGUCCACCCUCCCAUCUUGGAAGAGAGGCAGACCCAGACAGAGCUCUCCAUCUAUGAUGAAUCUGUGGACGAGAGCAGUGCGGAGUACAAGAACCUGGAGGAGGAGAUGUUUGGAAGCAUGUUCCACUCAGAGAGCCAGACAGCUCUGUGA
Messenger RNA from Pseudopodoces humilis (Tibetan ground-tit), 2400 nucleotides. It is a transcript of the gene SLC26A9, whose product is annotated as solute carrier family 26 member 9. Gene Ontology annotation, biological process: transmembrane transport. Gene Ontology annotation, cellular component: membrane. NCBI's taxonomy places the organism in Eukaryota, Metazoa, Chordata, Aves, Passeriformes, Paridae. The record is from RefSeq and is a predicted model, not a curated record.